Messenger RNA from Ailuropoda melanoleuca (giant panda), 1832 nucleotides. RefSeq names its product acid sensing ion channel subunit family member 5 (gene ASIC5). Gene Ontology annotation, biological process: sodium ion transmembrane transport. The coding region runs from base 210 to 1742 and encodes 510 amino acids. Gene Ontology annotation, cellular component: plasma membrane. Gene Ontology annotation, molecular function: ligand-gated sodium channel activity. The record is from RefSeq and is a predicted model, not a curated record. Lineage: Eukaryota; Metazoa; Chordata; Mammalia; Carnivora; Ursidae. The transcript is spliced from 12 exons.
GUUUUUUGUUCUAUCGGGGCCAAUCCGGGUGAGCUUCUCAGUGGUUCCUGAAUGAAGGAUGGUCGCCAGAAAGAACAAGGGUUCCCCAGCUGCUCUGGAAAGAUGGUAAGAUGAAGAAACGAGGCAGAACGGGAAGGGAAGAAACGGUGAAUAGGCCACAAAAUGACUAUGGUUAUUGAUGAAAAUUGAACAUACCCCAAGGACUCUGCAUGCUGAACUUGAGAAUGGAACAGAUUGAGCAACCAAAAGCAUCCCCUGAGAAAGGACUCUUGGAAAAGCUAAAGCUAUGCCUUUCAAAGAAACCGCUGCCAUCUCCCACGGAUUGGAAGAAGUUUGACCAUGACUUUGCCACGUCCACUUCCUUUCAUGGUGUGCACAAUAUUGUUCGCAACCAGAGCAGAAUUCGCAAGCUGAUCUGGUUGGCGGUGGUCUUGGGCUCAGUGUCGCUCGUCGUGUGGCAGAUCUACAGUCGCUUGGUCAACUACUUCACGUGGCCCACCACGACGUCUAUAGAGGUUCAGUACGUGGAAGAGAUCGACUUCCCGGCGGUGACGUUUUGUAAUUUAAACAGGUUCCAAACAGAAGCUGUGGCCAAAUUUGGUAUUAUUUUUUUCUUAUGGAAUAUUGUAUACAAAGUUCUCCAUUUUCAGGAAAUCAAGUCCAAUUACACUGGCUUUAAAGAAGCUGUUGAUUUUCUUGCAAGUCACCAAAACUUCAGCAUUACAGAGUUUGUAAAAAAUAAUGGUUUUUAUCUCAACAAUAGCACUCUGAUGGAAUGUGACUUUUUUGGAAAACCGUGUGGUCCACAGGACUUUGCACAUGUCUUCACUGAAUAUGGAAAUUGUUUUACUUUUAAUCAUGGUGAAAAUAUUCAAGCAAAGGAAAAAGUGAGUGUCUCUGGAAGAGGCUUAAGCUUGCUCUUCAAUGUCAAUCAGGAGGAAUUCACUGACAACCCAGCCCUCGGUUUUGUUGAUGCUGGAAUCAUCUUUGUUAUCCAUUCGCCAAAUAAGGUGCCACAGAUUGAUGGUUUAGGCUUGUCGUCACCUGUGGGAAUGCAUGCCCGGGUAACAAUCAGCCAAGUCAAGACAGUUCAUCAAGAAUACCCUUGGGGAGAAUGCAAUCCAAACAUCAAGCUACAGAAUUUUAGUACCUACAGCACUUCCGGUUGCUUGAAGGAAUGUAAAGCUCAGCACAUACAAGAACAGUGUGGCUGUUUACCUUUUCUGCUUCCUGGAAAUGGGAUAGAAUGUGACCUACAAAAGUUUUACGACUGUGUGUCUCCUACACUUGACUUCAUUGAAGUUAAGGGAUUAUGUACAAUGGGAACACAUAAUUCCAGCUGCCCUGUUCCUUGUGAAGAAACAGAAUACCCUGCUACGAUUUCUUAUUCUACUUUUCCAAGUCAAAAAGCUUUGAAGUAUCUUUCGAAGAAAUUAAAUCAAAGUCAGGAAUAUAUCAGGGAGAAUCUCGUGAACAUUGAAAUAAAUUAUAGUGACUUAAACUAUAAGAUAACUCAACAGCAAAAAGCAGUGAGUGUGUCUGAAUUACUUGCAGAUGUUGGCGGUCAACUGGGCCUAUUUUGUGGGGCCAGUAUGAUUACGAUUAUAGAAAUUAUUGAAUAUAUAUUCACCAAUUUCUACUGGAUAUGCAUUUUGUUCUUGCUGAAGAUACCCGAAAUGACACAGGGGGUUUCUCUACCUCAGCAUCAUCUGGGGAAGGGAAAUCGCAUAGAAGAGUGCUAAUGUUCAUGUAGGACAAAGCUUUUGCUCUUCUCUUCAUAAUACAUUCAAAUUUAUUCAUGGCUAAUUCAUUGUGAUGUAACUUUAUCUUAU